Molecule: messenger RNA, 1790 nt
Organism: Canariomyces notabilis
Lineage: Eukaryota; Fungi; Ascomycota; Sordariomycetes; Sordariales; Chaetomiaceae
Exons: 2
Coding region: 74-1363 (429 amino acids)
Biological process (GO): phospholipid transport; mitochondrion organization
Cellular component (GO): ERMES complex; endoplasmic reticulum
Molecular function (GO): lipid binding
Source: RefSeq, a predicted model, not a curated record
GUUGAAACGCCAUUUGGCAACGCAUUGGGUGUUGUCUGCCGCUGAACCGCUCAGGUCUUGCAGGUCCUCAUCAAUGAGCGCCAUGUCAGGAAGUAUAACACAAGAUGUAUGUCCGGUCAGAUCUGAACCAACACUCUCCUUUACCCAAGGAUUCAUCUUUGGUCAACUCUCCAUAGUCCUCCUGCUCGCCGCUUUCAUCAAGUUUUUCAUCUUUGGCGACCCUCCCUCGCCCGAAGUCACGGCAUCUCUCCGCGCCACUGAGCGGCGUUCUCGGACCCUCGCGCAUAAGAAAUCGCUGCUAAGCCUGCGAACGACCAACCCUCGACAGCCUGCCCAGCAACCCACGCUGAACAAGAAAAAAUCAAGCAUCCUGCGCGCGAACCAACCAAACUUGACUAUCGGCUCCAUUCUCGACAAGACAUACUACAAGGUAGACAGCCAUCAACCAGAAAGCCUGGAUUGGUUCAAUGUGCUGGUCGCACAGACGAUUGCUCAAUUCCGCAGCGACGCCCAGCACGACGAUGCAAUUCUCACAUCGCUCACCAAGGCUCUCAAUGGCACCUCAAGGCCAGACUUUGUCGAUGAAAUUCGGGUGACUGAGCUGAGCCUAGGCGAAGACUUCCCCAUCUUCAGCAACUGCCGCAUCAUCCCCAUGGACGAGGAUGGCCUCACCUUUGGGCCAGGCAAGUCAUUCGACGCGAACAUGACUACGAGGGAAGGCGCACGUCUGCAAGCCCGGAUGGAUGUUGAUCUGAGCGACAUGAUAACAUUGGCGGUCGAGACGAAGCUGCUGCUUAAUUUCCCCAAGCGCCUCAGCGCUGUUUUACCCGUGGCACUAGCCGUGUCGGUUGUGCGAUUCAGCGGCACGCUCUCUAUAUCCUUCAUUCCUAGUAACCCAUCCGAGAACACUCCGACCAAGAUGACGUUUACCUUUCUUGAUGAUUACAGGCUGGACUUUUCCAUCCGCAGCCUCCUGGGUAGUCGCUCUAGGCUACAAGAUGUCCCCAAGAUCGCACAGCUGGUCGAGUCUCGCCUCCAUCGGUGGUUUGACGAGCGCUGUGUGGAACCGAGAUUCCAGGAAAUUGCUCUGCCUAGCAUGUGGCCGCGGAAGAAGAAUACACGCGGCGGCGACGAGGUCAUUGCAGACGUGGAGCGCUCACUGAGCAAGGCCAAGGGAGGAGACAUUGCCAAGGAUCUACGAGAGGAAGCUCGGAAAGAAGUGGAAGCUGAGGAGGAUGCGCGAGCUGACAGGGUUCAGGAUUCGUUGAGGUAUCGACGGCGACCGCGGGCAGAAGAUGUGUUUUCAAUCUCGGGGCCGAUGCCUGGCUCCAUGCCUGGCAUGAGCCUUGACGUCCCAACAUGAGGCAUUCCUGGACUUGGCGAAAGAAAGACCAGAUGCUGACCGCAGCGUGAUACUGUGCGGUAACCGGGACGGGGCAUCCUUCCGCCUCUGCGCCGCGGCCGGGCAGGUGAUCUUAGGUGAGCCAUCCAUGUGAUUACUCACACCGCCGCGAUAGAAGAAGGCCUGCAGAGCUGCCGAACCUCAUGGUACAGAGGCACCCUGCUUUGUUUCAGGUGCUUCAACUGUUGAGAAUUGCAACUGCAGCAAGCAGAGUCUGGGCAAGUGCUCUGUGUGGUAAAACGUGAGGAGGACCACAUCCAUCCGAGGUAGCUGUAGCUAGCUAUGCUCAACUAGCCCUCCACUGUAGUAGAAAGGAAAGUUCGCUACAUGUGGCCCUCUUGACUGAAUUACCAAUGAGAUAGUAAUGAAUGCCUGGGCAGUAAUAAAC